GUAAUGUUACGUCAGCGACAGUACCAACCUGAGCAUUUCGUUUACCGUUCACACCUUUGACCCUUCUUUAUUCAACAUCGUCGUCCUUAAAUGAUCUCAAAUAACUUAUUUUACGGGUCGGUUACAGUUUGGGCGUGAAAGCCAAACCGACAAACUGGAACGGUCUAUAAGUAACCACUGAAGUAGCUGCGGGCAUGUCGUAGGUUUGACACGUGCAACUCAGGAGAAGUAACAACUUCUAGUUACGCAGCAGUGACGGAGGGAAGGAUGGAGCACCCCCGACAGAGAAAGAAGGGGAGGAAGGCUGAAGGUUCUAAAGAGAAAAGAAGCCCUGGGAAGCCACUGGACAGGAAACACCAAACGCAGCAGACAAGAACGCCGUGCGUGCAGUGCCUGGUUGUGUUUUGUGCUUUUCUCGGUUUGCUGACCACAGUCCUAAUGAUCCUUCCCUGCCCUGCGGACCCACAGGAGUACAGCUUCUCCGCCCCUCCCAAGCUCGAAGGACCGCUUGCACCAAACACCAUUCUGAGUAGAGCUGAGCAUUUCGUGGAAGGCAAGGUCGCCGGGCCAGAGUCGCUCGUGACGUACAAAGGUGACCUGUACACCGGUACAGCGGAUGGAAGGGUGUUGAGGAUACGUGGCGAGGAGGUGACACUUGUCGGCCGAACAGGGACGCCUCCUUGCGGCACCUAUGAAACUGAGCCUACCUGCGGUCGCCCACUGGGCAUGCGCGUGGACAGUCUGGGUAACCUGUACAUAGCAGACGCGUACCUGGGACUGUUGAAGAUGAACAUCAGCACAGGAGAGCAUAAAACACUCAUCCCGAUGGACGUAGAGGUAGCGGGUCAUAAGAUGAUGUUUCCGAACGAUCUGGCGAUGGACCAGGAUGGAGUUAUUUACCUCAGCGACUCUAGUCUGACGUGGCAGCGUCGUGACGUCUUCAGUCUUGUGUUGGAGAUGAAGCCAGAAGGAAGAGUUUUGCGUUAUGACACGAAGACCAAGCAGGUUCGGCAGAUCAUGGAUGGCAUCAAUUUCGCUAACGGAGUGGAGCUGUCCCCGGACCAGUCGUACCUGGUGGUGGCCGAGACGUCAACGGCUCGCAUCCUGAAACAUCACCUCCGCGGAGACCAUGCCGGUAGAACCGAGGUCCUGGCGGACAACCUCCCCGGACUGCCCGACAACAUCCGCCGCAGCAGCCGGGGCGGGUACUGGGUGGCGCUGGCGGCCACCAGGGGGACCAAGGGACCCAAUGUAAUGGACGCUAUACAGGCCAGGGCUUGGCUGAAAAGGUUAAUAUUUAAGACAAUACCCACGACUUUGCUCCUCCAUGCUGCCCCGAAGUAUGGACUGAUAUUAGAGAUAGACGAGACAGGGACCAUCGUCGCCAGCUAUCACGACCCUGACGCAGCAAGCAUCGCCGGUGGAAGCGAGAUUCACGAGCACGACGGGCACCUGUACAUAGGGUCAUACUUUGCAAGGUUUAUCGGGAAACUAGCCAUGGAAGAACUUGAUCGACUAUAACUAACUGUUUUAUCAGAUUUUAGCCUGUAGUAUAUCAGCCCCAGUUAACAACUUUUAAGAAACAGUGUGUCCUUAGUUACAAUGUAUGUUGAUUCGAGUGAAGAAUCAUCUGUGUUGGUAGAAUCCAUAGUUGAACAGUUUUAAGUAUGUUGAUAUUAUAGUUAUAUUAGUAGUUAUAGGUUGUGGAAGAAAUAGCAUUUCAGUGGAAUAAAUUACGCGCGAUUAGCUCUCAUACUGUGGAUAGUGAAAUUAGUUCAUUUGUUGUAUGUUUUAUAUUUGCUGGUGCUAUUUUGUGUAAGUAUCGUAAUAAGUAUAUUUGUUAACUUGAAAGUUCAUCUGUGUUGGUAGAAGUCAUUAUUGGACUAGUUAAACUGUAAUAUCCAACACAAAAAUUGGACUCACACAAAUUCUCGACUGAACAGCCGUUCCUUGACAAAGACUGGUGCUGUUCAGUUGAACAAUUGGGUGAGUCCAAUUUUUGUUUUGGAUAUUACAGUUUAACUAGUCCAAUAAGUAUAUUUGUUUGUGCCUUUAUCUAGACUCGAUAUUGCUCCAUUCGGCCAUCAUGGUCGCUUUUCAUAGAGGUCGAGUUAGACUCACUGAAUGUACACAUCAUAAUCACAGCUGUGAGCACUUAAUCAGUCAGUGACGUGUCCUCUUCCAGGAUGCCAUGCGAAUUGGGACAUAAUUUGUAUGACUUAUCAGAAAAUACUGUAAUAGCUUUCUUUUAAAAGAUAGAAUUGUCAUGUUUGUGACGUGUGUGAUUUGGGUAGACAUCAUGAGAUAUGAAUUACGCACAUCAGGUUAUUGACUUCAUAGCAAUAAUGAUCGUGAAUCUGGCUAAAACAGUUUAAAGAUGGGGUUGCGAUGAUUGGUUCAGCAUAUGGACGGCAAUUAAAUACAAUGGCAUGUUUACAGAAACGCAACCUAUUUACAACUCGGUUUAUUUAUAAACAGAAGGCAAAGACAGAGAGAUUCUUUGUAUAUUUUUUUGUGUUAUAGCUAGCCGGUAAGCCUAGGGCAGUACGGAAUAUUUAACAAAGUUAUGUUCCAUGGUACAAACCGACAACACAAGUACCGACAUCCAGUGCCCUGUUUUCUCUACUUUUGUCUAGAUUCUUCCUCAUACAGCUUGGUUCAAACACUAAAGCUUCAGUUGUCGGUUUUACUGUAACUUCGCCCUUCCUCGCAACCAUGUAGUCCAUUAGUUGAAAGUCUUACCCCUGAGCUUAUCACCCACUGAAAAAGUUGUCGUUAUCAUUACACCAGGAAAAAUGACAAA
Branchiostoma floridae (Florida lancelet) is the source of this 2803-nucleotide messenger RNA. RefSeq names its product adipocyte plasma membrane-associated protein-like. The record is from RefSeq and is a predicted model, not a curated record. Gene Ontology annotation, molecular function: strictosidine synthase activity. The transcript is spliced from 9 exons. Lineage: Eukaryota; Metazoa; Chordata; Leptocardii; Amphioxiformes; Branchiostomatidae. Gene Ontology annotation, biological process: biosynthetic process. The coding region runs from base 268 to 1521 and encodes 417 amino acids.